Molecule: messenger RNA, 558 nt
Organism: Gloeophyllum trabeum ATCC 11539
Lineage: Eukaryota; Fungi; Basidiomycota; Agaricomycetes; Gloeophyllales; Gloeophyllaceae
Exons: 1
Coding region: 1-558 (185 amino acids)
Source: RefSeq, a predicted model, not a curated record
AUGAUUAACGUCGGCGCCGACGAGCGGCAGGGACUCCGCAAGUUCCAGAUCUGCGUCGAACAGACCGUCAAGGCUUCCUUACACGGAGGAGCGCUUUCAGGUCCACGCUCACCGAAGACGCCGAAGACACCGACCAUGAGAAACUAUCCACGCCAUUGGCCAGCAUACGACCCAGGAAGUGUACCAGAUGCUUCUGCGGUCACAGACCAGUUGCGAUCUGAGGAUCUACGGGUGAAUAUCGGGACAGAGGGCCAGAGGUUGGCGGUCCGCCCUGGUCCGCCGCUCUAUUUACAACGCUCCUCACCAGCAGCCAAGGGCGCCGAGCUUCGGGCCAUUCCUCGUGGGGGCUCAGUCCAGAUCGGCGGUGGACAUCUUUCAUUUGGCGGUUUGUUAUCGGGCGUCCCUUGUCACUGCCCAUGGCAGGAUCUGCGUGUCCGACCUUUAUCGGGCAGAUCUUGCAAUGAGGGUCAACCUCUACAAGCCAAAUUCCCGCUGGGGAGAAGACGAGAUAAGCCGCUUCCUCAUCUUUGGAUCACUCUCACCCUCGAUGGAGAGUAG